UGAAAACUGCUGUUUGUUUUUACCUGCUUAAUUUUGCUGGACAUCAAUUUGCUGAUUUUAACCAUGAAACUGUAGAAAUAUGUGGCAAACAUUAUAUUUGCACAGUCAUUGACUAGCAUGAGGUUUUAUUUUGAAAAGCACCGGAGGACGCUCUGGUUGUAAGUCCUUCUGACUUGCCUGAGGCUGGUGUGAAGGUGCAGCCCCCCCAUCAUUCCAAUCAGACUUGCUGGUGCUGCUGAGGUCCAGGAGCUCUCUCCUCCUCCCACCUCCUACUCGUAAUGGGGGAGCUGCAUGCAGCGGUGAAGUCACAGUGAUGUCAUUUGAGGAUGUGAGAGAGUAGGGGGCAAGGUGAGCUGAUCUUGCAGUGAGUGGUGCCCCCCCUCCACGGCCAGCGUUGCCUGUACAAAGACGCGGAGCGGCGAAAGAUGGUCAUCGCCACCGGCACCAAUCCAAGCUCCGACGCGUUCUGUUCUCCACUCGCUCAGAUCUCGGGCCAUGGGGCCCUGAUCUACUCUGACCCACAAACUCUGAACCUUCAUCGCCAACAUGCCAAAGGACAGAAGAUAAGAAGAGUUGCUUUUUUAGGGCAGGUAACUUUAACCAGGUGCCCCAAAGGUAAACUGGAUGGCCAUUGCGCAAAGGUGUCACUACAGCAUGCGCAGCGGGGCCGAGACGCACUGGACGCUGCCAGCAGUUAUUGUUCUGUGGACUUCUCUGUGGGCAAUCGCUUCCUCUUUCCCGACCCCGAACAGGACUAACGCUACUUUGUUAGAAAGGAAGUGGGAGACGCUUUUCUCCCGCUCCUAUCUGGGUGUAAACGGGGGCAGAUCGCAGCUGAACUGGCAGAGCGACUACUUGCAGGGCAUCAAAAGAGUGCGGCGGCUGUACUGCAACGUGGGCAUUGGGUUUCACCUGCAGGUGCUCCCGGAUGGCAGGAUAAGCGGUGUGCACAGUGAAAACCCAUACAGUCUGAUAGAGAUCUCCACGGUGGACCGAGGGGUGAUCAGCCUGUUCGGGGUGAGGAGUCAGCUGUUUGUCGCAAUGAACAGCAGAGGAAGGUUGUACGGAACGAGCCUCUUCAAGGACGAGUGCAAGUUCAAGGAGACGCUGCUGCCGAACAACUACAACGCCUACGAGUCUUUUGUUUACAAGGGCUUCUACAUCGGCCUGAGCAAGCACGGCCGGGUAAAGCGAGGCAACAAGGCGACCACCGCCAUGACUGUCACACAUUUCCUCCCGCGACUAUGAAAGAAGCUGACAUUUUCAGAGAAAUUUGCACAUGUGGAUGUUCCUCCAGGUAACAAAUAUGUAGAAAUGGAAAGUCACGACAGACGCGCCCAUGAACUGCGAAGGAAAACACAAAUAUUUAUUCUGUUAUACAUAUUUAUGUGUAUAUUUGGAUAGCCGUGUUUGUAAAUGUAUGCCAAACUGUGCUGCUUAUUGUUUUUCUGGACAGGGCGAGUCGAAGCCCGUCCCUGUCCCACUUUACCUUGGUGCUUGCUGAAACUCAACUACACGCCACUUACUUUUCUGAGAUGGAGGAUGAGCUUAAAUGCUGUGCUUUUAAAGAGUGAAAUGAAUACUUUUUAUUACCUCAACGAACCACUUCACUAGAUGAAGGACUGCAUGGACUUCUGCUCAAAUAUCCGCUGAGUUUAUCGUUUUAUUCAAACCUUUAAAUGCUUGACGGUUCACUGCUUGGUUACUGUUGUCCUGCAGUGGAGGGGAGAGAGAAAUUUAAAUGCACUACUUCGUUCCUGCACGAUUUAAAGGUGCCUUGGUGUUCCCACUUGCUGGCCCCCUUUAAACCUCUGUGUAAGAGACACCCGGGCGAGUCAGAAAUAGGGCUGACGCUCCGGAGAGAGGGCCUCAGAAAAGGGGGAACGAGGGAGGAGGGGGUCGGCUAUCUCUGGUUUAUUUUCUUUUCUGUAAUUAGAUCGAUUAAGUAAUAAACAAUCUGUGGUUGAGACCGGAGAACGGUCGGCCAUGGAGGCUGGCGCAAGGCCAGGUGUUUUACUGUGUAGCUAAGAAAACAGGGUGGAAAUCCGUAUGUGCCACAGCAUGGGGGAACGGUUCGGGUCGGACCUGGCUUGCUUCUGCACAAUUAUCGACUGAGCGGACGAAGCAAAUAGCAAAUAGCAGUAGAGUGUGCUGCUGUUUUUUUUUUUUUUUGGAAAUGCGAAGCUUUUAGAUGCUAAAGGAAAUGGAAAACAAUGUAAAUAGCUGCAAGUUUAAAAGAAGACGUUUUUGUAGCACAAAAAAUACAAAAGGCUG
Messenger RNA from Poecilia latipinna (sailfin molly), 2274 nucleotides. It is a transcript of the gene fgf6b, whose product is annotated as fibroblast growth factor 6b. Gene Ontology annotation, molecular function: growth factor activity. The coding region runs from base 625 to 1248 and encodes 207 amino acids. The record is from RefSeq and is a predicted model, not a curated record. The transcript is spliced from 3 exons. Lineage: Eukaryota; Metazoa; Chordata; Actinopteri; Cyprinodontiformes; Poeciliidae.